AUGCUACAGUUACUUUACUUUUUAUCUUUGAUUUCAACAAUUUUUCCAGAAAAACCAAUAUGGGAUGGUAAAAAACAUGAUGGAAUAAUAAGACAUCAAUUUACUGAUUAUAGAUUUAGUAAAAAAUUUCAUGUGGAAUUAAAAAGAAAAAAUUUUCUCAAUCAAACAAUAAACAUUUUCAAGCAUAUUGAUAUAAUAAAUGUUCCAAUACAUGAGGUAGAUAUUAGCUUUGUUCAGGUUAAUAGUCAUGGAGUUCGAUUUUUACAUAAAAAUGAAAAUGAAUAUAAACAAACAAUAACAACUUGGCGUUCAGAAAAUGAACAUCUUACAGGUGCAGAUGAAACUUCAUGCCAUUUGACACAUUGUGAA
Strongyloides ratti is the source of this 369-nucleotide messenger RNA. RefSeq lists its product as hypothetical. The annotation marks the transcript as partial. NCBI's taxonomy places the organism in Eukaryota, Metazoa, Nematoda, Chromadorea, Rhabditida, Strongyloididae. The transcript has a single exon. The record is from RefSeq and is a predicted model, not a curated record.